CUACUUUCAAUCAUAAUUGACAUUACGAAAACUUAUAAAGUACCACCAGAAAUAAUCUUCAUAAACAAAAAAUAUUACCAUAAAAUUAUUUUCAACAGUUUAACUUCAUUGUAAGAUCUAAUAAAUAUAUUUUUUUUGUACUAAGAAGAUGGGUACAUUCAGAAAACCACCAGUCAGAUUUUGGAUAGGAGUAAUGAUCUUUGUCGGAGCCUUCAUAAAUUACUCAACAAGAAUCAACAUUUCAAUCAGCAUUGUCGCAAUGGUUAAGAGCGCAAAGAAAGAAUUAAUACCCGAAUGUAUUGUGGACGCUUCCGUACGGGCUAACGAUUCUAAGUUAUUAGCGGAUUACGGACCCAGAUACCACUGGAGCGAAGAAGUGCAGGGUAACAUAAUUGGUAGUUUUUACUGGGGAUAUACAGUGGGUUGUCUACCCAGUGGGAUUGUAGCAGAAUGGCUCGGCCCUACAGCUGUUAUUUUUUGGUUUACGUUGAUAACCGCUAUCCUCAAUGCUUUGUGCGUACCAGCUGCGGCGUUACACUAUUCGGCUUUGAUAGCACUAAGGGCUUUCAUUGGACUCCUAGGAACCUUCAUCUAUCCAUCCUUUCAAGUACUCAUAGCGAAAUGGUCGCCGCCGCUAGAAAAAGGCAAGUUUACUUCAGCCUUGUUGGGGAACGGCUUGUCGUCGGUCAUUAACUGGCCGGUUUUGACGAGCGUCACGGUCCAUUUUGGUUGGGAUUGGGGAUUCUACGUGGUAAGCAUGCAGUUGGUAGUUUUUUGCAUGAUAUUCUGGUUGGUUUGCGCCGAUUCUCCUGUAAAGCAUCCGUUUAUCUCCGAAGCGGAAGUAGAGUAUAUCAAAUCGUGUCAAGCAGGAAAGGUAGGAACUAAAAGACGCACAGCGCCGUACCUACGUAUAAUAUCAAACACACCUUUUUGGGUUCUGGUGAUGGGCCACACGGGUUCCAUGUGGGGACUGUACGUGCAAAUGAGUACUUUGCCCAAGUACAUGUCACAAGUGAUCGGAUUCGAUCUAAAAAAAACCGGCGCCGUAGCGAUGUUGCCGCAGCUAAGCAGAGUGUUCGUGGCCCUAACAAUGGGAAUCAUCGCUGAUAGCUUGGCGAAAAAGGGAAUCCUUUCGCCGAUGGAAAUAAGAAAGCAUUUUUGUUUCUUUUCUCAUUUCAUUCCUGGGAUACUUACCAUAGGUAUAUCUUUUUUCAAAUGCAAUGUUGCUGCUAUCGUCUUAGUUUUGAUAGGAUUGGGAUUGAACGGUGCUGCAGUAGUGACAACUCUCUUAAAUUCUCAGGAUUUGUCACCGAAUUUCGCUGGUACUGUUUUCGGUUUCAUUAGUUUCUUCGGAGGCGUAUCUGGUUGCAUGGUGCCUAUGGUCACUGGAGUGUGCAUUAGACAACACAGCGGAAUCAAUGAAUGGGGGUUGGCUUUCUACAUAGGUGGCACGAUAUAUCUUUUUGGUGGUGUUAUAUUUAUGCUUUUUGGAACUGUGGAUGAGCAGGAUUGGAAUAAGAUUCCCGAAUAA
This is a messenger RNA of Psylliodes chrysocephalus, 1531 nucleotides long. The record is from the annotation of a GenBank genome assembly. Lineage: Eukaryota; Metazoa; Arthropoda; Insecta; Coleoptera; Chrysomelidae.